AUGUCAACAGAUUCAGAAAAUAUAUUUAGAGAACUGUUUAAUAGUUGGAAUAAUAGAUCUAAUAAUACAAAUAAUAGACCCGUAUUAACUGAAUGGACGGAUUAUUUCAAAUCCAGUGCAAAUGAUUUAUAUACUAGGCUCCCAACUUCAAUUCAAGAUUUAAAUAAACAACAACAAGAAGAAGAACCAUCAUGGUUUAAAUUAUCUAGAUUAGAAAAAUUAAUUGGUUUUACUUGUUGUUUAUCUGCAUCUAUUUUAUGUUUUAUAUUAUGUUUUUUCAUGUUUCCUAUCUUAGCAUUAAGACCAAGAAAAUUUGGUCUAUUAUGGACUGGUGGGUCAAUUUUAUUUGUUCUAUCAUUUGGUAUAUUACAGGGACCUUACAGUUAUAUACGACAUCUAUUAUCAAAAGAAAGAAUUGUUUUCACUGUUAUAUUUUUUAGUUCAAUUUUAUUAACUUUAUAUAGUUCAGUCAUUUUAAAAAGUAGUAUAUUGACUAUAUUCACUAGUAUUGUUGAAAUAUUGGCGGUCAUUUAUUAUACUGUUAGUUAUUUCCCUUUUGGUGCUACAACUUUGACAUUUUUUUCAAGUUAUAUUGUUGGUUAUAUAGGUGGUUUAAUUGGCGGUAUAUUGUAA
Messenger RNA from Insectozyma verbasci, 633 nucleotides. NCBI's taxonomy places the organism in Eukaryota, Fungi, Ascomycota, Pichiomycetes, Serinales, Debaryomycetaceae. The record is from the annotation of a GenBank genome assembly.